Striga asiatica is the source of this 411-nucleotide messenger RNA. The record is from the annotation of a GenBank genome assembly. Lineage: Eukaryota; Viridiplantae; Streptophyta; Magnoliopsida; Lamiales; Orobanchaceae.
AUGCCCUGGCAGAGCAAGUGGAAUAUCACCAUCUGCCACCUCACUCACCGCCUCUUCCACCUGAGCCGCCUCUCUAAGUUUCCCUUCUUUCCACAAGCUCUUGACAAGCAACUCCUUAGUCUUAAAAUCGGGCAUCAGGCCCGAAUUCCUCAUAUCCUCAAAAACCCUCAAAGCAAGAGAAGCCCCAUCACAUUUACAGUAAGCACAAAUCAAUACCUUGUACAUGUAAGCAUCGGGCUCCAUCCCGCCCUGCCUCACCAUACCAAGCAACCUCUGCACUGUCUUGAUAUCCCCUUGAAGAGCAGAGACGAAUACAAUAUCAGCCGACCGUUUUUGGACAGUGGCCUGCAAACUGCGUUCGAGUUUCGAAAAACGUCUAAAGCAGCAUCGCCUUUCUUCGAAAAGCCGUAA